CUUGUAUACCUAACCUCCAUCCAUGUCAGAUACCAAGACCAGCUCCUUGUCCGGCUACGCCAUCUGGCUCAUGCCAUCUGCCAACGAGAAACUCCACUACCAGCACCUAAUCAACCGCCUUUCCAAACUCUAUAAUGAAACAAUCUGCCAAAAGGACGAGGACGAGGGGCGGACGAGGGGAUCCGCCUCCCCCUCGUUUGAGCCGCACAUCACGUUAUUCGCGUUUAUCCCGCUCGAUACCCCCGUCGGGGAGAUUAGCAACACCCUAAGACAAGUGGUCGCGAGGGUCACUGGAUCUGGACUGUCGAGCCUCGGGGGUGGUGGUCAUUUCGCGCUGGGGCUGUUACCAGCGCAGAGCGGGAGAUCGUAUUUCCAAUCCGUGCUUGCGCCCGUUCAACCGACUGCCGAGCUUUUAUCGCUUUACGACCAAACUGUCGCUGCUUUUCCCCCCGCUUCCCCAUCUUCUAGUCCCGACGAGAAGAAGAAGAAGAAGGGUGGCUAUUUCCCGCACCUCUCGCUCUUCUACGGCGACUGUUCGCUUGCAAAGCGGGACGAAAUCGCGGCGAUCGCCAACGGCGAGGAUCCAUGCUUGGGUUCGGGGCAGGCGACGGUGACGAUCAACGAGCUGGGGAUUGUAAAGUGCGCAGGCGAGGUGGAAGAAUGGCAACUUGUGGAGAGUAUUGUUUUAUAGAUUGAUUUGUGUGUUAAAUGUGAAGAUGGGCGAGGUGUAUAUGCACGCAGAAAGAUGCAAAUGUUAGUGGGU
Cryptococcus deneoformans JEC21 is the source of this 763-nucleotide messenger RNA. RefSeq lists its product as hypothetical. Gene Ontology annotation, biological process: cyclic nucleotide metabolic process. The record is from RefSeq and is a predicted model, not a curated record. The coding region runs from base 23 to 691 and encodes 222 amino acids. The transcript has 2 exons. Lineage: Eukaryota; Fungi; Basidiomycota; Tremellomycetes; Tremellales; Cryptococcaceae. Gene Ontology annotation, molecular function: 2',3'-cyclic-nucleotide 3'-phosphodiesterase activity.